GUCUCAAAAGUUUAGUUUAUAAAGCCAUUUGAUUUUUCAUUCCUUCCCUUCUCAUACUGCACACCAAGAUCAGUUGAGUUUUCUGUAGUAUUCAACCAUGGAGAAUUCUCACCCACUAGCAACUGAGAGUUUUUCUUACAGUUGGUUGACAGACAGAACACCACAUCCCUCCGAUGGAGUUGUCAAUAAUCCCAGGCUGCAAUUCCUCGAAAAUUGCUGUGAAAAUGAUCCAAAUUUCAACUUUGAUGUUCAUUUCACACCUUCCCCUACUCCCCUUGUUCAUGCUGAUGAAAUCUUCUCGGACGGCCACAUCAUGCCGGUGUAUGUCGACAGAUCAAACGUCGUCAGGGCCUUGAGAACGUCGGCUUCUGUUCCUCCAUCUCCCGUUUCUUCAUACUACUUGGAAACUCCAUUUCUUGCUAACAAAAACCAACACUGCUUGCUUGGGAGAUGGAGAAAAUCAUCCAAGAGAAUUUUCCGCAAGUGUUUUGGAUUUGUGAAGCCAUUAUGCCAAUCAAUAGGGCGGUCGAGGAAAAGCAGUAGAGUGGACGAUCUUGAACGAAAAGUAUGUGAAAUUCAAAGCUGGAGCAAUUCUCUUGAGGCAUCGCCAAGACCGAGUUCAGCUUAUUCAGUUGUUGGUUGGUCUGAUGUCAAGAGAAUAGGCAACAACAUUGAUCUUCACUAUGGUCUGAAAAAGGCCAAGAGCUGGCGGAGCUCGCCACGAGCUUCACCGCGUAUAAGCCCAUCUCGUUCUAGUAGUGCUUGUUGUGAUGUUGAGAGCUCAAUCCAUGAAGCAAUUCUCUACUGCAAAAGAUCAAUAGAAAAAUGAGAGAAACAUCUGCCGAUGAAGAAAGAAGAGCAUCCAUUAGAACAGCAAAGGGAUUCCAGAAUAGAAGUUUUAGAUAAUGGUAGCAGAACCAUAUCUUUCAGCCCUUGUCCUUUUGCCUAUUAGCUUUUCCCUUUUUCCUUUUCCUUUUCUUUUCCCUUCAGGAAAAAAAAAAGAAAGAAAAGGAAAGGAUGUGACAAAAUUUUUGAAAUUCCAGGGCAAAAGAACAUUAAGCUGUUGUUAAUCCUAUGUUGUACCUCAGUGUACACAUCUAUGCUUGAGAAAUAGAAUUACAGAAACUGUUGAAUGAUCACUUCUCAUUUUCCAAUUCAGACACUAACUAAAUAUUAAGCUUGUGAAAAAAUUGAAGAAAGAAGUGAACAGUUCCUCACCACACAUGACAACAGAACAUGAUAUCCUUGGCAUCUUCUUACAAUGGUGAUGCUUUCCAUUCUUUUAAGGAUGAGAGGCUUUAAAGGGCCCUCACAUGUCCCCAUUUCCCCCUUUUUGUUCCU
This is a messenger RNA of Sesamum indicum (sesame), 1341 nucleotides long. Its product is annotated as putative membrane-associated kinase regulator 6. The record is from RefSeq and is a predicted model, not a curated record. NCBI's taxonomy places the organism in Eukaryota, Viridiplantae, Streptophyta, Magnoliopsida, Lamiales, Pedaliaceae.